GCGCGCUCUUAUUUAAUUCCACCGUCAUUUCGUGUGCGGAGUUCACAAAUGUAAUUGGGCCGCGGAGAAGGCAAGUCAUUUGGCAGAGUACGGCACAGAAGUAACAUCUAAGGAAUAUUUGAGGUUAGUAUAACAUAAUCUGGGACAUAUAUACGUAUGCUAUUUCAUUGAUAUAUAUAUAACAUUGUUAGUUUGGAUUUAAAUAUAUAGGAAGUUUUCUUAAAUAGAUAUAGGUAGUUUAUCACCAUUGUGCAUUGGUCGAAUUUGUGGUAGCAAGUUAUCUAAGUGUUUAUAUGUUGCAAUAGUCGGUUAACCCCUACUGUUUAGUUCUGCCCUAGGCGAGCAAAAUUAUUUGAAAUCAACUCAAACUGUGUUUCACAGGGAGCCAGAUUUAGACCAAGCUAUAUUUAACUUUCUGUAAACCCAUGCAGUCGUCAAAUUGCCUUGAAAUUAACUAGGCUAUUUGUUUGGUUAGAUUUGUAGUCUCAUUCUGGUAAAAUGUUGAAUGGGAAUGGUAACAUGCAUGCACUAUAGAAUUUCCUUGGGCUGGGAGAGCCUGGUUCAUACCCCUUGCAUGACACUGUCCCCGCUAUAUUAAGGCGAGACAAUCUCCACAGACUAUGCUUGUUUAUAUAUGCUGAAUAAAGUGCCUUACUUGCCUUAGCCCUUACCCUAUAAUUAUAGUUUUGAAUUCAACUUUGAGCAGUAAAAUAUUGAACCAACAAUGGCGUUCAAUUAGUGUAUGAAGAAAUUGACAAACUUACAGUAUAAAGUUUGCAAAAGGCGAUGGUUCUCAAAGUAACAGAAACAAGCCCUAGAAGUUAUAUUUGGUACUGAUAUUCGCCGACCAUUUGUAAUUAUGUACAUAAUUAUUAAUGCUGAUCGAGCCAAAGAGGUGCAUGGGCUGCAAAAUAUCAAGCACUGAGUUGACACUCGAUUCGCUUAUUGUUUAAACACUAUGAAGAGUUGGCUCCCCGUGAUAAAUCAGCACAACCUCUUGGGAAACUAAGAAGACGUGAACUUUACUGAUAACGAAGCGUAGGCCAUGAUAUAAAAUAUGCGUGAGUGGGCUGAGUGAUUAAAAAUAUGAUUAAGCUAGCCAGUCACUAUAUGCUGCCGUCUACUUAACACUAUUCCCCCAGACUGUAGUUAGAUCUAUGGUUAGAUCUAUUUCUGCAUUGCUCUUGAGUCAUUUAGUAAUAAUUAGAACCUCCUGUUGGGGGGGAAACAAUGGCACAAAAGAUUAAACUACUGGAAACAAAUACAAGUACUCAAGUUACUCACCAGCUUUGUCAAAUCAUCAAAUGAGACGGUCCAAUGAUCACCACACUAAACAUGCACUAACUCACUUAUGAGUUUAAUUAUUUCAUUUUUCUGGACCUGAUUUAACUGCCUAAGUGUGAUGUUGACUGUCAAUUCAAAUACCAAUUAAUAUCACUAACAUUUGUAUAAGAACCCACUAAAUACCAAGUCAGGGUGAAUAGGUUCUACAGGGUGUCUCAAAAAAACCCAAAAUCAUUGAAAUAACGUAUUGUUCGAAUUUCAAUGCCGUAACACAAAGGAUUUUGACAGGGUGAUUAAUUUGUUUUAAAAAAUUAAAAUAUCUUUGUAAAGUGAACGUUUGUUUGCUCAUGUGAAUUUAAAAAUGCUUCGUAAAUUGUAAUAUGCGUAAUAUGCAUUCGUGGGUUUAGUACUUUAUGCCUGACAUAACAAGUUUACGCUGAGUAUUACCAUCAUUAUAGCAGUUAUGUCAAUCUUUUAUGCACUCGUGGGAUUAACUUAGUGCUAGGGCAUUGAAUAUCGAACAAUACGUCAAUUUCAAUGAUUUUGGGUUUUUUUGAGACACCCUGUAGAUUAGAACGGAUUAGAAUAUUAAGUUGUAUUUCAUGACUCUAAUCGGCCUGCAGUCUAUAAAAUCAGUAACAGUAUACAGCCUUUUCUAAACUUCAGGCUGAAUUGGUUCUGAUAAAAAUUGGUGUCUAAAUAGCAAAUUUCAGGCUGCAUGUAGGUUCUUAAUCUGCGGGAUUUUACUAUAUAUUUGGCUUUAUUGGCUUUAGCUUUUUUGAAGUUGGGUUAAGUAAAUAUCAAAUCAAGGUUGCCUCUUUCAUUUUGCCUCUACAGUGGCUGCCAGAAUACUACUCAACUAACGUUGGAUUACCACUGGCUUCAAAAACACCUGGACGAACUUCGUUAUGGAACAGAAAAAGAUCAAGCGACGAAUUCAAGCUUAUCUGUGGGAGUUCCUUGUUGGUCUCCUAGAGGACGAAGAAUGCGCGCCAUUUAUAAAUUGGACUAAUAAAUUUGAGAAAGAGUUCGUGGUAGCCGACCCUGACGAGGUAGCCAGUCUUUGGGGUCUGUUGAAAAAUCGACCGAAAAUGAAUAAAACGAAGCUGAGAAGAGCUAUAAGACAGUAUUACAAACGAGAUCUAAUCAUGAAGGUAGGAGUGUUUUUGUGUUUGUGUUCUGUACUUUAAUUGUAUUCAUGAGCGCCUGACCAGCCGUGACGAACGCGGGAGAUGAGGGGUUAUUUGCAUAUAUUUUAAUUGCGGGUCAGUGUAAUAUUUUAUACAAUAAAAACUUUCAUUGCUCAAUAGUUAUUAGAGCAUUAGUCUUUUACCUUCGCUUCAAAAGGGUUGGAUUUCUAUGAAGCUUCAGCCUUCAGUUAAAUGUGAGAGGAAUGUUUCGGAUCGACUAGUUUUUCUCCAGUAGCGACACAGCUGAACCAAUCCGGGAUGUUUUACAGGAACAUCUAGGGAGAACAACCUAGAAGUGAUAGAGCUAUUUCAUGUAUUUUUGGUGCAUAAGUUAAUCAUCUAUUUAUCCGAUUUACUGCAUACAAGAUAACAAGAAGUUUGUGAAGUCGUCACCAUGUCUGAAGUUGCGUGUUUCAAGUGCUUUUACAUAUUAAACUCAGUUACUUUUUCCCCUGCUAAAAUUCUAUCUUUAUCGCUGUCACUUUGUAUGAAUGUUCCAUAUUUAUAUAAACUCCAAAAUUAACUUAAAAAACUGAUCCAUAUACUGUAUUCAAAAAGGUGAAUUUAAGUCUUCCAUAAGAAAUUUCGUGAGCUAAGGGUGUAAAUUUAAAUAAUGCCCGGAACUUUAAAUCAUCAGGUGCAAGGGUUAACUCAAGAAGAACGAUUUUUCUAAUCCUGAGGAUAGAUGGCUUGAAUUAAGAUAACUCAAACUUUGUUAAAAAUCGAUUUCUGUCUUCUUAUGCAAUAGAACUUUCAAGGAACGUUUUAUCGCACAGUCAUGCAUGCACCCAAAGCCGACUCUCUUUGUCCAAUUAGAAGCACGCAUGCAAGCGUAUCAGAAUAAUGUCCGGCCAAAACUUAACAAGUAUUUUGUCUUUGUCGAUCAGCGUAGUAGAAAUAUUAGCAUUUUCAGGAUGGUACUGUACUGUAGUCAAAUUAUAGCUACCAUUAUAUGCAUUUUAUAAUGUUGAAUUCCUAUUUUCAUCAAUUGUGCAAUGAUUUAUUAUAGUUCCACAAUCAGAUAGGCUAGCUAAAAGGUCUAAGGAUUUGACUAAGUCUAAAUUAAUUAAAAAGGAAGUUUUAGAUGUGUGGCGGUAUAUAAGAUUAAUGGCACUGCAAUUAAAUUUCCGAAACGAUAUUGUAGAAUUGAUGUACAUAUAUAAAUAACCAGGACAACUUUUCUUUGUUUUGGAGUGCCAGGAAUUAUAUAUUAGCUGACUGACUGAUUUAACACACAAUGAAAUUUUAAGUAAUUGCUAUACAAGCGUUCAGGCGAUAUCUUAUAUCACGUUGAAUUACGCAGAGGAAAAACACUAGCUGAUAAAAUGCAUAAAUGCAACAAUGAAUUUGAACAGUGGUAGUGCAUGAGUAGCUGUUCCCUCUGUGAUUCGAAUUAUUCCAGAAUAUUCCCAAUUACAACAGUCCGCAGUUCAACUCUAUUUUCUUCGGGUAUAACUGUUACGGCACUAUAAGGAGAACAGAUUUGACUGAGUUGACACAGUUAACCUUGUAAAUGGUACAUGAAUUCACAUUAUGAAAUAUUUUAUUAGAUCUACACCGCUUGCUCCACGAGUGUCAAGGCAACCCACUAAAAAACGACACGUCUGAACAGUGUAUAUUAAAUUUGAGUAUUUAUACAUGUAUGUUGACACUUUUGUCACCAAAACGGUAUUAACCUUGAACUGGUCUGCCGUUGGCGACGUCAUGAACCCAAUUAAGCAAUAUUCUAUACUAAAUAUAACCAUGCAUAUACGUGACUUUGUGAGCAAGGUUAACUAUACCCUGGGAACUGUAUUUUGCAAAAUUUAGCGGAUUGAUUAUGUCGUGACAGUUCAAAUCAGAAACGGUGAUGAAAUUUAAAUAAUUAAAAAUUGAUAAAAAUUCACAUUAUGCAUCUAAGUUGUAAGGUAUAAUUUCCCCGUACUUCUUUAAUGUAUACACCUCCUGGAAAAGGUAAAGGAUUUUGCAUGGGCUAAAUCUACUUAAAGUUAUAGAAAUAUGGGAGAGCAUAAACUUCGCCUUGUAUAAAAUAGAUAAAAGGGCCAUGCCCUUUCAUGCAGAGAAUCUCAAGUGCCUCUUAAUUAUUUAUUCAAAAAGGAAACGUCUUUAUUAAUAAAAUGGUAAAAGAACCCUUUUAUUCAGAAAAGUUUAAUUAGACAACCGGCUUGUUUGACCACCUCGAUUAUAGGUUCAUUACGGAACGAUGGUGCAAAAAUAAAUGUUGAUUAGCUUGUUAUCCCAGUAAAAAUAAGUCUUUCAAAACACGCUUUACACACGUAUGAAUGAUGUAGGUUUUAUUUACACUUCAAAUUGGAUUGGGAUUCUUUCACUACAAUAGAUAAUAUAUAGUCUGGCUCUAGGAUGUCUGGUUAAGUCAUCUAGCGUUGCUCAUUAGGCAAAAUGAUGGCCUAAAAGUAUUGACUAGCCAGGGAAAAUAAUGAAGUCUAUAAUUAAGGUGUGCCAACACCUUACAACAUGUAGCCAUAGAUCUUCUAAUACUCUGUCAAUAUAUAAUUAUAACAUUUAUUGAGUGUUCUACUAUAUACUAUUAUACUAAUGCACUAGUCAAUCGAAAGCCCGGCCCCCCGACCCCCGGGACUAUGCGGGGAUUUUAACAUUUCACGGUUGUUAAAAUCCCGGCUAAAAAAUCUUGUUCAAUUGUUAAAAUCCCCGGGUUACUGCAUGGCCUGGGCCUAAACAUUUGGGUGUUUUUUUAUUCAAAUUUCCGCAGUUUGAUAAAAAACCUAACAUUAAUAUUUUCAUUAAAACUCCAAAGUUAAUACUUUACCUGGUUCGUUCUUUAAAAAUUUCGUAGCAUAUUAUAAAAUUAAUACAGGAGAAUGGUUCAAAUGAAGCCAAUGGUUGUCAGAUGCUUUAUUAUAUUCACUUUUGAAUUUGCUUUUAUCGUAAACAAACUAAUUAUAAACAAAGGCCAAUAUAUAUCUGUAACAAUAUGAAAAGCCAGGGUCGGGGAACGAAAUUGACCGAAAGGAAUAAUAAAAAAAUGUUGUUUGGUGAAACUUAUAUACCGUAAGAUCACAGCAAACGGGUGUAUAUAAUAGGGAAUAAAUUUGUCUUGAAAGUAAUUCGUUCGGGUAUAGAAUAACGUUAUAACGAAGAGUUAGUACACUUAAUUAAAAUCAAAGUAGCAAAACAUGUAUUGUUAAUAAUUCGCCUGUGAGGCAAGAAUUUUUAAAAUUAUAUCAGAAAAAAAGCGGCUGACAGUUUAGUUUUUAAUGUUGUACGCCCACAGCUUUUGCAUGAACAAUGUCAAUGUCCACAAUUGUCUUUGUCCUUUACUGUAGAACACAGGAACACACAAAAAGUGUAAAUAACGAUACCAUUGACGUCGUAUAGUGUCACAAAAUAUUUACUUGUUCAUCAUUUUGGUAUAUGGACUUCCUGUGGGAAUGAAUGCUUUAUGUAUAUUCUACAGGAUGUAUAAAAAAAUGUACACCCUUUCAAAUUCAAAUUAACCGUAAUCUGUUGUAGUAAUUUGACAGCCGUAUAAUUUCUCGAAUUAAUGAAUGCGUGAAAACACAAGAUCUGCUGCACAUGGGAAUUUAGGAUAACUAUUUGUAUGAACAAAUACACAACUCAAAGAAAAAUGUUUAAAGUAUAAAGCAAUUAUUCAAGUCUGCAUAAGAUAUAAAAUGGGCCAGCUUACUGCGGAACAACGAAUAUUUAAAAGGUUAUGGCUAAUUUGAAUUUGGUGCAAUUUUUUUUAUACACAUUUGGUGUAUCAAAAAACCUGCAAACACUAUAAUUUGCAAUUCUGCUGCUCACUAGCAUUUCAAUGUCUGUGCGACUUAUUUUACUCCUGGGAUUUGAAAAUACAUUCUAAUUAACCGCGUUGAUAACUUGAUAGAAAUUAGAAUAACAAUAAGUUAUUUGUAAUGCAAAAAACUAAUUAUAUCAGUUCGACUGCGAAUGGCUCAACUGUGUUUACGCACGCUUGGGAUCAAUUAGUUCUGAAUCAUGCAAAUUCUAAAAACAUUGUAGCCUACAUGUACAGGGUGUCCCCCCAAAACGAAAACUAUUGAAAUCACUUAUUGUUAAAUUUGAAUGCCCUACCAAACAGCUGAACGUAAUGAUGCGUAAAAUAUUGACAAGGUGCAUGUAUUAAAAUUUAGUUAAGAACAUCUCCUUGUAAUUUGCGCGAUUUUCUGCUCUUUAGAAUUUAAAGCAGCUUCUUAAACAGUUCCUUUAUGCAUAAAAUUUUCUUAUGUCAAUCAUUUAUGCACUCGUGGGAACCAACAGAGUGCUAAGGCAUUCAAAUUCUAACAAUCAAAUUGUUAUUGGUGAUUUCAAUAGUUUUCGUUUUUAUGGGGACACCCUAUAUUUUAAAAGUUUGCAGGUUUUUUGAUACAACCUCAAUAAGGGCUUAUUGACCAUUUGAAAGGAAUGUAAUCACCUAUAAAAUUAUAGCUCCAAUUCCAAUCCCGAACAAGUAUUUGUUCCCAGAUUUGAAAAUUAUUUUUUGGCACAUACUGUUUGGAUAUACGAGUUAAUAUUAUACCAAGGAGUGCUGGUGUUGUUUGAAAAUUAUUGCAAUUAUAUUCUGAAUUUGAUGUAUUUUAUUAAAUCAGUUAAUUUAUUCGAGAUCACAUACAUAUUGUGAGUGUCUAUAAGUACUAAUUAAAAUAUGAGCACCUGAUCUUUAUGGGCAUGCAUUUAUUUGUAAAAUGAAUUUAUUUAUUUGCUUUGCUGGUUAAUAUUACUACUCAUGUGGACAAUCUCACGCUUCAUUAGCAUGAAUUUAAAAUCUGAAUUAAUACUGAUAACUUUCAUAAACAUCCCUGCUUCUGAAUUAAUAUUCAUAACUUUCAUAAACACCCCUCUAACUUGAUUUACUGAUCUUUAAUGCAGUCCACAAGUGUGCACAUGUGACCUAAAUACCGCGUCGUGAUUUGUUUGUAGCCUUAUUAAAUUAAUUAUUCAUGAAUUUUACAAAAUUACUUAAAUUUUCCUUACAUAUACUCAAUAGUUAUGAUAGAGGUUUAAAAUGUUCAGCUGAUUUAUGCUUUAAAACCUCUUACGAACUUCAUUCUUUCAUGCAUGGUUUCAUUCUUUCAUGGUAUAGGUAUUCAAUGUACCAAUAUUGGUAUUUUCUUCUGCAUGGUGCUAUAAGCAAAUAAUAAAAUUUAAAUUGUAUUAUUUGCUUAUCUAUUUGCCUUCGGGAUCUAAAAUUUCAAGGAUUGGCUUCGUAGUUAUCAGUAUCAAUUAAAAUGAAUAAGACUAUGACUCAUUUGAUACAUCGUUAAAAGUCUAGCCACCGUUGUGGGUUUUAAAUCAAAUAUAUAUUACUUUUUAACGGUAUCAAUUAAAAUGAAUACGAUUAUGACUCAUUUGAUACAUCGUUGAAAGUCUAGCCGCAACAUAUACUAGAGAUGGCUUUAUUGCUAUAAAGUCUAUAAAGACAAUACGAAUGUGCUGGCAUUUGAAAUCCAAUUUAAUUGAUUGUUGACAAUUUAUAUAGUAGGAUUAAAAUAAUUUGUUUUUGAAACACCCUUUUAAUUCACUGCCCACAUCAGUUUCAUAGUGGCGUUGGUUUCAAUGGUGGAAAAAUCUAGCAGCAAUUAUAUACAAACAUAGAUUUAAUACAUGUUGUAAUUACCAAGCCCAUGGUGGGCAUGGGCGUACCGGAAGGAAAAAAUUAGGGGGGCGGAAAGAAAAUUGCCCGACUUUUCGUAAAAUUGCUCGACUUUUCGUGAUUUUGCCCGACUACUACCAAAAAAUUUUUCCCGGAAAAUAUUUUUUUGCGGACCCCUCCCCCCGUCGCCAAAAAAAUUUCGGUCAGUGUACCAUUUAAGGGGUCAAAAAAAUUUUCCGGAUAUCAAAAUUUUUCUGAGCAUCACAUAAGUUUUCAAAAAAAAACACUACAUUUUCCACAAAAUUUACUAAAUUUUCGAAAACAAUGACAGAAUUUGUCCGAUUUUUUUAUAACAACCCAAAAUUGCCCGACUGUUAAUCGAAUAUUGCCCGACUGCCCAAAAAACCCCCGCCCCCCGCCCGGUACGCCUAUGAUGGUGGGUGUUGUUGCUAUGGCUUUCUUGAGAUUUUUUAUUUUGGUUUCAUCUUAUUGUUUUGUGCGAUGUUAAUUUUAGCGGUAAUUUUUUUGUUCGAUACAGUAAUUAAUUAUAAGGCCUGCUUUUUAUUUGCGCAGUCCAAACCUUGUCAUUUCAAAACUAUGCUGUAGUUUGCAUCAUAUUUACUUUGAGAGAGGGAAUGAAGUAACAUGUAAUGAUUCAUGAUUUAAUGAAUAAAGCUUCAAUGUUUCAUACUCAAACUAAACUGUCUUAAAGAUUGAAAGCUAAUUCGCUUUUUCGGUCUAGAUUGAAAUUUUAGUGUCUGAUAUUUUAGAUCUAUCAUAAAGGAAGCCAAACUACCGAGGACCCACUCAGAACACUUAGAGAAUGCUUUAUAUAAAUAUGAAGAUUUAGAUCCGAAAGGAAAUUAAUACCGGCCAGCAUUCGUUCGUAAAUCCAAGUUCCUAUAUAUAUGUUUAUUAUACUGUGAUCAACAUACAAUAGAUUGUCGAAUGCAAAAAUACCUCGGGUAACACGGAAGACAGCGGCUUCUUCAAUCUUCGGAAUAAAAAUAGAUUACUUAUUAUCACAUGAAAUUCAUUUAUUCGCAACUUGCAUGCAUAUAAACUUGUCCAUUACAUCUUUACGUCUUCUUAAGCCUGUUGUAGACCAACAUUCAAGUUUUGUAUGACAAGUUUUCAUUUAUUUGCUCGGCAAGCAUAGGCCUACAUUUCUUCAAAAGCUGGUAUGCUAGCUUUUGAACAAGUGCACUUGUCAUAGGAAAAAUGGAAAAAAGUAGACAUUUUCUUCGUCUGUAUGGGUCAACAAAGAAAAUUUGGCAAACUGAGUAAUCUGAGCAUGCACUUAUAUGCGGUUGGUCAGCGAUCUAUGGUUGUAAUAGCUAAUAAUAGCUAUCGUAGCUAUCGAAAACCAAAAAGUUGUCAUAGAAAAUUUGUUGUACGUACACACGUACAAUUGCAUGGGAAAUAAAACUUCCAAUAUGAUUACUUGUUAUAGAAAACUUGCUCGUUUGUAACCGGCUUUAUAAUAAUAACCGUAAUGUAUUUGUAUAGGUGAUAGUAUGGUCUCGAGUGCAAUUUGGAAAAAAAACAUGCACGAGUGAGGUUAUUAAUAACACGCAUGAAAAAAAUAUGCAGAAGCAAAUUCAUUGUCACUGGCGUGCAUAAAACACAUGCGAUUUACUCACUCAUUUGAAUGGCCCAACAGCUUAUUACAAGUCUGUAACUGUGAGCAGUCAAAACUGAAAUCAAGCACUAUAUUCGAUUUUGUGGCACUGUUCCGCAUUUUUUGCACAUAUGUCGAGUUCCGAAUUUAAACUCAGAGUUCGUUUUAGUGUUAGGGUAUAUAUAGGGGUUGAGUUAGAGUUAGAGUUAGAGUUAGAGUUGGGGUUAGAUGUUAGGGUAAGGUUUGGCACAUAAGCCUUAGGAUUGUUACAAGGGCGUGGUUGUGAUCUUCUUACGUUUCAACGAUUUUGGAAACAAGCCUCUUGUCCGUCCAUUCAACACUGUACAUUCUUUAUUGCUAUAGUGUUUCCAUCUGUAUGGUAGAGUUAAACUAGAAGCACACUUCUUACAUGCAAGUGAAACGAAAUUGUAAUCGGGCAACUGCAUGUUGCAAGGGUGUAGUGGAAGGGGACUCAGUGGGCUGAGCCCUCUUGUUCAAUAAAUUUCCUUUCAGUUUAGGGAAGGGGCUGAGACUCCCUUAAGAUUUUUUGUGAAGGAUGAAUGAAUCUUUCAUCAUCAUCAUAUGACAGAUUUUUGCUAAUUGAAUAAGAUUUUGCAUUAUUGUAAAAUUAAAGCGCACCUAUUCCAAUAUAUUUCUAUUCAAUUCUUAAAGUCACACCAAUAAUGCUAUAUUUCCUUACAUUCAGGAUGUUAUUCUGACUAAUUAACCUGGAGUGAUUGUAUUUUAUUGUUUUUAUAUGAUAAAACUAUAUAAAUGUAACCCCCCCCCCGUUUAUUAAAUUGAAAGGGCUGAACUGUGAUUUAACAUUUCCUAACUUAACCUUUUAGGUCAAAGGCAGAGUUGGCGUUUACAAAUUCCUACAUUUACCGUAUGAUCCUAUCGGUCUGGAAGAAUGUAACCCAAAACAAGAAUUUUACUUUGAUGAAAACUGUGUAAGUCCUUCGUACGAGGAAACGACACAUGAUGACGAAGCGGUCAGUCCUUAACACGUCCUACCGAGGUCCCACUGUGCGAAAGGUGUGUUAAUUUCAUGUUCAAAGGCACAUAAAUGAUAAGUUUAUGAACUGCAGGUUUGCUGUGUGGAGGGCGAUUGAGUGGAAAUAUAACAGCUAUAUAUAAUAUAAGCGGCAUUGAUCUCAAAACUAGCACUGAUUUCUAAUGUAAUUUGAAAGGUAUAUCUUGUCACAUCUCUUUUCAUGAAUUUUAGAACGUUUUAAGGGAAAGCUAUUAUUGUUCUGGAAGAGGAGAUUAGAAAUCCGUAAAACAUUGUCGGCAAGAACAAAAAGUCCAAAUAAAUUGUUUGCACAUUGUUUGCAUAAAUUGUAUGAAAAGCCAAAAAACGUUUGCAAACCUAAUGAGCUGUUAUUAGUUGGACAAAAUAUUUAGUUAUUAGUUAUUAGUUGGACAAAAUAUUAUUAGUUAGGCAGUAAAAAUUGCUUGUAUUGAAGAAAUAUUCAUCCUCUCUCCAAAAAAUAAUGCUCCCUAAGCCAUGCGCUCGUUAAUAGAACUUGGGGCGGCCAUAUUGGAUUGACCUCAUCAGUUAUUCACUGGCAAAUUUAGGAAGAGAGGCCAUAUUGAUGACUAAAGUCUCUUCAGACAAUAUAUAUAUAUAUAUAUUCCCGUUCCCAUCAAUAAUAACCAGAAAUUGAGCCCAAACAUGUCAGCAGCGCCACAGAAUUCGAAAUUUAUAAUGGUCCUAUCAACAUGGCUGCUAUCGCCAUCGUUUUUAUUCAUGCAUAGCGAAUGCACUAUGAUAUCCAGUCCUAGUUUUGAGAUCGGUGCACAAGCAGUUGUCCAGUCUUGAGAUCAGUGACACAUAUUUAUAAUUCAAAAUGGUUGCUCGAACUGUUUUUAACAGCAGACCCGGGUUUGGUAUUGCAAUGCCCAAAGGAAAGAAAUCUUAACGAAAAUUCACAAUUUGUACAAAGAUUGAUAAAGAUGAUAAUGUUCACAUGAAAACUGGAGUGAUAUAAAAGUAAAGUUGUGAAAAGAAAAAAAAAGAAAAGAAAAAUAAAAAUCCUUCAUUCUAGUGUAUUAAUUGUUUUGGAAACGAACCAUCCAUGUAUUAUUAUACUGUGGGUCAUUGCUAUUAAAUUGGAAUUAUUUAUCAACAACGUCGUCAUCAGUGUCUGUAAUAACUUUUCCACAAUUAAAUUUUUCAACAUAGCGGCUAUGUGUAGCUCGAUGUGUAGCAGCUAAAAAGAUCCUACAUCUCCUAUCCUAACCAACCCAAUCCAUGCAUGUUGUAAAACACGAAAAUCGUACGAAGUUGGUGAGUUGGUCUAUUACGGACACCAACACAUUUUGGUCUAGCUAACGUAGGAAGCCAGAUUAAAAUGCUACAGCAAUAGUCUAAUACACAGUUGCGUGAUUUUAAUUUUUCGCCAGCGAGAAGAGACUGAACGCGCUCCCAGUUUUGGCCAAACAAACACCACUGGUUUUUCCAGGUGUUCCUGUCUCCUGCAUAAUCUGUUGGGGAAACAGUCUUGAAUAUAAUUGGUUCAAAACAGCUAUUCAGUAUAAAUAAAGGCAGCUCAUGCAGCUUAGUUCAGUGGUUGAAAUUUUUCCCAAGCCCCACUCCUGAUUUAUCUGGAGUACAAUCAACCAAUCAGAAUUAAUAAUUUUGUUUUGUAAAUAAAUAAAGUUACAUUAUUGCUUUAGGAGAGCUGUGGAUUGGGAAAGAUACAACUACCUGAAAAAUACAUUUUAAAGCAGAAGUUCGAAGUUUUCAGCGAAGGCCUUUGUUGGGAAGCCGGUUACGUCAAGGCAAUUGCUAGAUAGUAUACUUCAAAAUAAGGUUUCCGUUUUUAUAUCAUUUUUUAAAAUAAGUUAGGGUUAGGUUAGGGUUUGGGUUAGCGUUAGGGUUAGUAUUAAGGUUAGUAUUAGGGUUAGGGUUUAGUUUUGCGUUAGGAUAGUUUUUUCUACGUUAUAAAAACGGAAACCUUAUUUUGAAGUAUACUUUCUAGCAAUCACCGUUACUUAUUGGGCUACAGUGUAGCGUAGUAGCCACCAUCCUCGUCCCCAAGGCCUCUCGGCCGCGUGCGUCCUCCCUAGCCCCUGGGACACACAGAACAAGAAGUGCAAGAAAACUUGCAUGCCCUUGAAUUGGAACGCUUUAGCACCCGUAACAAUUUUCACAGUGAAGUAUUUACGAAGAAACGAAAUAUUUGUGUUGACUUAUGUUGAUGGAAUAAUUUUGUUUAGCGAAAACUGCUCAAAUUCUCAGUGCGAAAUAGCUGUUCUCUGAGAAGCCAAUCAGAUCUCUCCCUUUAGUCGUCUAAGCCAGAGCCUAAUUUUCAACGAGUGACAGAGUGAAAAUGGCUCUGGGGACGAGAAACUUCCCGAUGCUCAACAUCGUACCCAGGGCUUUUGCGCUUAUUCCUUGGGUACGAUGUUCCCGACGCUCUAAACGAAAGGCCGUCGUUCUAAACGUCGAAGAUCUGCUUGUAUUUUUCAAGUAGUUGUAUCUUUCUCAAUCCACAGCUGUCUUGUUACCGUAGCUACCUACACUGGCACAGACAUUUCGAGAUUAUUACAGCUUUAGCCUUUUGUAUAUUUAAAGCAAUGAAACAAUUAACUUCAUG
Paramuricea clavata is the source of this 13293-nucleotide messenger RNA. The record is from the annotation of a GenBank genome assembly. NCBI's taxonomy places the organism in Eukaryota, Metazoa, Cnidaria, Anthozoa, Malacalcyonacea, Plexauridae.